Rhopilema esculentum is the source of this 1167-nucleotide messenger RNA. RefSeq names its product UDP-xylose and UDP-N-acetylglucosamine transporter. Gene Ontology annotation, cellular component: Golgi membrane; endoplasmic reticulum membrane. The record is from RefSeq and is a predicted model, not a curated record. Gene Ontology annotation, biological process: UDP-N-acetylglucosamine transmembrane transport. Gene Ontology annotation, molecular function: UDP-N-acetylglucosamine transmembrane transporter activity; UDP-xylose transmembrane transporter activity. Lineage: Eukaryota; Metazoa; Cnidaria; Scyphozoa; Rhizostomeae; Rhizostomatidae.
UUCGGUUGAGUCACACAUUUCAAAAUGGCAUCGUAGCAACAAGGGGCUGGCCUUAUUUUCUUCCGCGUUUUUCACAUGUUGCAAGGAGUUAAAGGUUAGAAAGGUUUCCAAAAUGAAGCAACGGGCAGUACUGGCCAUACUUCUAGUUUUUCUAGGGUGUUGCAGCAAUGUCUAUUUCUUGGAGCAUCUUAUCAAAUAUGCUCCAGGAUCUGGAAACAUUGUCACUUUCUGCCAGUUUCUGAUGAUUUCAAUUCAGGGGUUUAUUUUUACAUCAAAGUUUGGUACAGAGAAGCCAAAAGUUCCCUUGAGAAAUUAUGCUGCACUUGUGACCCUCUUCUUCAUGGUUGGAGUGACAAACAAUAUGGCUCUAAAUUUCAAAAUUCCAAUGCCACUGCAUAUGAUAUUCAGAUCUGGAUCUCUGAUGGCAAAUAUGGCUUUAGGAAUCAUCAUUCUGAAAAGAAAAUACACACCUAUUAAAUUCAUUGCUGUUGGAAUGAUCACUGUUGGAAUCGUUCUUUGCACUCUGUUUUCUGUGAAGAAUGAGGGAAAGACGAAAUCAGUGGGAGAUACGGUUGAGUAUUUCUGGUGGCUGGUUGGCGUUUCUUUGCUCACGUUCGCACUCUUUGUCUCAGCAAGACUCGGCAUUAUGCAAGAACAAAUCGCCAUGGAAUAUGGAAAGCAUCCGCGGGAAUCACUGUUUUACUCGCAUGCUUUGCCGCUGCCUGGCUUUUUGUUAUUGGCUAGCGAUAUUUACAAACAUGGCGUCCUGUUUUCACAAUCAGAUCCGGUGCUAAUCCCAUAUAUUGACAUCAGUAUACCAAUCAUGUGGUUGUAUCUUAUUGGUAACCUAAUCACACAAUACAUUUGCAUUCGCAGUGUUUACGAUUUAACUGUCGAAUACACCUCAUUAACAGUGACUUUGGUCAUAACUCUAAGGAAAUUCAUCAGCCUUCUCAUCUCGAUCUUCUACUUCAGAAAUCCAUUCACUAUCUAUCACUGGGCAGGGACAGCGCUUGUUUUUGGUGGCAGCCUCCUUUUUGUCGAUAUAAUAAGCAUGUUCAAAAAAUCCGGCAAAGAUGCCAAAGAGGAAAAGAAAAAAGCUGAUUAACAUUUAUUUAUUGCUGUUAAAUUUUGCAUUUGAUCAAAUUUUAUCGUUCUCUUACAGAA